Messenger RNA from Gryllus bimaculatus (two-spotted cricket), 2424 nucleotides. Lineage: Eukaryota; Metazoa; Arthropoda; Insecta; Orthoptera; Gryllidae. The record is from the annotation of a GenBank genome assembly.
AUGCGUGUUGAGUGUUAUCGACAAUAUUUUUCGGGGAUUCCUCUUGAUUCUUCACUGCGGCAUACUCCAAUCUCAAGUGAUAUCCUUGUUCUACUUCUUGGAUUCCCAGUUUUAUUUGAAAACGGUUCUCGAAUACAGCGCUUUCGGAGUUUCGUUGCUUCAGAACGUGGCCUGGGCAACGGUAGUAGCGACGGCGAGCUGUGCGGCAACGCUGGCUGGCAACGGAACGUCCACACGGGCAGCCGCGAUGCUGCUGGCCAGCGUUCGGGGCAUGCCUUGCCUCGAGAGGCAGGUGCAAUUGUUGCUGCUUCAGAUGACGUCCCCGUGCAGUUUACUGUUGGCGGGUUGUUCAUCCUGGAUAUGAAGUUCUUGCUGAGUCUGAUGGCUACUACUGUGGGAUACCUUCUGAAAAUGCCUAUGUUAUGUCUCAAAGGAGAUGAUCAUUCUAAUACAGUGUUGAAAACCCUAGAAAAUCUUUUGGAAAGCAAUGUUUUGGUAGACUGUACUCUGGCAGCUGGAGGACGAUUUCUUAAGGCUCAUCGAAUCAUUUUGUCAUCAUGUAGUCCUUACUUUCAGUUACUAUUUUCUCAAGAUACGAAUCAACAACCCAUUAUUGUGUUUAAAGAUAUUGAAUACAAAUAUUUGAAGAUGAUUUUAGAAUAUGUGUACCAUGGUAGUGUGCAGAUACCUCACACACAGCUCAAUACUUUCUUGGACGUAGCAAAUUCACUGCAGAUCAUUGGUUUGGACACUAGGGGCAGAGAACUUCUUUCAGAAGAAAGUGGUUCUCAAAUUUUUGAUUGUAAUAUGAAAGGAAUAACAACUCCAAUAUUACAGCAGUGCUCUGAAGAUGAAUCUGACUCCAAAUUUAUGAAUAAAAUUAACCCUGGUUAUGUUACCAAUUUGGGUCCAACACCUGCUCCAGUACAAGCAGAUGUACAUACUCUUGAUAGUACUUCUACUAUUCACAUCCAGUCAGUGUAUUCCCUGACAUCUGAGUCAACAUCAAUACCAGAUAAUUUAGUGCCUGAAGAUUCUGUGAAAUCUACUUUUGAGGUUGCAAAUUCCAAGUGUGAUAUUAAAGUAGAACCUCUGACUCAAAAUAUAAAUCGUAAUGGAGGUGCGAUUGACACGACAGAACAAACAACUAUGAGCUCAAGGAACAAAUAUUCUCCUCCUGAAGAUAGUGCUCAAGUUGGGCAGAUAAAUUCACGUGAAAAUUUGGACACUGCAAAUGCGUCUGUCUCAAAUCGGAGCUCAAAAAAUAAACAUCCUUAUCCUGACAGUCUCACCCAUCCUGAGCAAUUAAAUUUAGAAGAAAAUUGUGGAAUAGAACCACUAAUAGGCAAAGGGGUCAGGAUCAAGCGUGUGAGAAAAAAUCCCUUUUCAUCAGACUUGGAAACUCAAGUAGCAAAAGCAAACGAUAAAUUGUUGAUUAAAAAUGCAAGUGGUACAACUGAGCAAGUGAAUAACACCGAGGCACAUCAUUAUCCUGAAAGCAUUUCUCUUCCAACAAAAGCGAGUACAAAUGAGAUCAGGGUAAGGAAUGCAACUAAUCCAUCUGAAUUGGCAAGCUCUGUCAAUGGUGUGAAGAGCUCUAAACAAACAACAAACUUGCCUGAAUGUGUUGUUCAAGCAGAGCGAAUAGUCAUUGAUAAAUAUUUCGAAGGAAAUUUAUCUUCAACACAACAAAGAAAGGUUUCAAAAUUCAGAGUGCUACAUCCAAGAAGAAAACAUUCUGAAAAGAGCCACACUAUCAAGGAGGAAAAGAGCAUAAGAGUGCCUGUCAAAGAAGAGAAAGAAGGAAACAAAGUCAAACAAGACGACCAAGAGGAAAAGGCUGCAAAGUUUGCUUCUGCGCAUGACCUCAAUCUUCCUGUUUCCACAAAAGUUACCAUAAUACCUGCUGGCUCAGGGAUCCAAAAAACUGAAGGGAAACGAAGCAGAAGUAACAGCAGCCUGGAUGAAAAAUCGGAUGAUAAUGGAGAAGAAAAGGUUGCAAAGUUUGUUUCUGCUCAUGGUAUCAAUCUUCCUCUCUCUACAAAAGUUAUCAUAAUACCUGCUGGCUCUGGGAGCCAAAAGUCUGAAGGCAGGAAGAGUAGAAGUAACAGCAGCCAAGAUGAGAAAUCAGUUGUGGACAAAUCAAAAGUGUUGAAUCAAGAUCUUAAUCAUCCUUCCAGCAGUUCUGAAAAAAUGUGGUCCUGCAAUACGUGUGACAAACAAUUCCGUAACAAUAUUUCUCUUGUUCAUCACAUGCAAUUGCAUACAGGAGAACAGCCUUUUUCUUGUACAAGUGACCAUGGUGGUUUGCUGGUGUCUUCCACUGGAUGGAUGAUUGAAGAAGGGGUGUUUUUGCUUGGAAUGGUGGUUCAGAUAGGAUUCUCUAUAAAGGUCAACCAUGCCACAAAAACACUCAUACCUUAA